AUGGAUAUUGAAAGCUGGAGCCCUGAAAAUCGUGUAAAGAAGGAAUCAUGGAAGACAGUAUUAACAUUGGCUUACCAGAGCUUAGGGGUUGUGUAUGGGGAUUUAAGCACUUCACCUUUAUAUGUCUACAAGAGCACUUUUGCAGAGGACAUUCAACAUUCAGAGACCAAUGAGGAAAUAUUCGGAGUUUUAUCUUUUAUUUUCUGGACCUUAACUCUGAUUCCUCUGCUUAAAUAUGUCUUCAUUGUGCUUAGAGCUGAUGAUAACGGUGAAGGGGGCACUUUUGCUUUGUACUCCCUUUUAUGCCGACAUGCCCAGGUCAGCGUUUUACCGAACGGCCAACUUGCCGAUGAGGAUAUAUAUGAGUACAACAAAAAUGAUAUCGCAUCUGGUAAUAAUAAUAAUAAAGGUUUUGGUAAGAAACUGAGGUUAACUCUUGAAAAGCAUAAGUUGCUCCAGAGGAUGUUGCUCACUUUGGCUUUGAUUGGGACUUGUAUGGUUAUUGGUGAUGGAGUUCUUACGCCUGCAAUUUCUGUUUUUUCUGCAGUAUCUGGGCUGGAGCUUGUUGUUUCAAAGCAUCAUCACCAUUAUAUAGAAGUUCCAGUGGCUUGUGUAAUCCUGCUGUUCUUGUUCUAUCUUCAACAUUACGGGACCCACAGGCUCGGAGUUAUUUUCGCUCCGAUUGUGAUAACCUGGCUUUUCUGCAUAAGUGCUAUUGGCAUAUACAACAUUUUCCACUGGAAUCCACUCGUUUAUAAGGCACUUUCUCCUUAUUACAUGUACAAGUUCUUGAAAAAGACUCAAAAACGAGGCUGGAUGUCACUCGGAGGUAUUUUAUUGUGCAUAACCGGCUCGGAGGCCAUGUUUGCCGAUCUCGGGCACUUCUCUCAGUUAUCAAUCCAGAUAGCCUUUAGCUUCGUAGUCUAUCCAUCCUUAAUCCUUGCUUACAUGGGACAAGCUGCUUAUCUAUCCAAACACCACGCAAUGGAGAGUGAUUAUCAUAUUGGAUUCUAUGUAUCAGUACCAGAAAUGCUAAGAUGGCCAGUUCUUGCAAUUGCUAUACUCGCCGCUGUUGUGGGAAGCCAAGCGGUUAUAACCGGGACUUUUUCCAUAAUUAAGCAAUGUUGUGCACUGGGCUGCUUCCCUCGGGUCAAGAUAAUACACACUUCGUCUAAAAUGUGCGGGCAAAUUUACAUUCCUGAAAUCAACUGGACUUUGAUGAUCCUCUGUUUGGCUGUCACUGUUGGAUUUAGGGACACGAAGCACAUUAGCAAUGCAUCAGGUCUUGCCGUUAUAACCGUCAUGCUCGUCACGACUUGCCUCAUGUCCCUCGUCAUCGUCUUGUGCUGGAACCGAAAUGUCCUUUUCGCCCUCGCCUUCAUAUUCUUCUUCGGCUCUGUCGAGGCCCUCUACUUCUCGGCCUCCCUCAUCAAGUUCCUCGAGGGCGCGUGGGUCCCGGUGGCCCUCUCCCUCGUCUUCCUCGCUGUCAUGCAUGCGUGGCACUACGGCACCCUCAAGAAAUACGAGUUCGACGUGCAGAACAAGGUCUCCAUCAACUGGCUAUUGGGCCUGGGCCCGAACCUCGGCAUCGUCCGGGUCCACGGAAUCGGGCUCAUCCACACCGAGCUCGUCUCGGGUAUUCCUGCCAUUUUCUCCCACUUCGUGACGAAUCUUCCCGCCUUCCAUCAGGUUCUUGUUCUGUUCUGCAUCAAGUAUGUACCUGUGCCACAUGUCAGGCCCGAAGAGAGGUUCUUAGUGGGCCGGGUCGGGCCCAGCGAGUAUCGGGUGUACCGCUGCAUAGCCCGAUACGGGAUCCGGGACACGCUCGUGGACGAUGUCGAGUUCGAGAAGGACCUCGUGUGUAGCAUAGCCGAGUUCAUCAAGUCAGAGGGCGGGCGCGGCGGGCCAGGGUCGGAGGCCUCGUCUACCGAUGGAGAAAACGAGCGCAAGAUGGCUGUGAUUGGGGCACAUUUGGGCCAUGACAAUGAUGAUGAAUUGGGCCCAAACCCGGGCCUAAGGAAAAGGGUGAGGUUUGUUGUACCGGAUAGCCCGAGGAUUGAUCGGGAGGCUCGAGUGGAGCUGCAGGAGCUUAUGGAGUCACGGGAGGCUGGGAUGGCGUUUAUACUAGGGCAUUGUCAUGUGAAGGCGAAAACGGGCUCGGGAUUGAUAAAGAGGCUCGUGAUUAAUGUCGGGUACGAUUUUUUGAGGAGGAACUCGAGGGAGCCGACGUACGUGUCGAGUUUUCCACGAGCGUCAACUUUGGAGGUGAAUUUUGAGUUCUGCAAAUUCUGGGUUUGGUCUCAAGAAUUGUUGAAAUAUGCAGAGUUUGCGGCGGAGGCACCUUGUUUGCGACAGCUGCGGCGGCGGCGCCAUCUUUUCGUCCUGGGGAGACGCCGGCACCUUCCAUCCGGUAGUGGCGGCGGCGGCGGCGGCGAGGGAUUCGACCUGUUAAGGGGCGGCGAGGGGGCGGCCGUGGAUGCUGCGAGCGGGCGGCGGUGGAGGGCGACGAGCGGGAGAUGA
This is a messenger RNA of Striga hermonthica, 2520 nucleotides long. Lineage: Eukaryota; Viridiplantae; Streptophyta; Magnoliopsida; Lamiales; Orobanchaceae. The record is from the annotation of a GenBank genome assembly.